This is a messenger RNA of Eriocheir sinensis (Chinese mitten crab), 4955 nucleotides long. Its product is annotated as spore coat protein SP96-like. The record is from RefSeq and is a predicted model, not a curated record. The transcript has 12 exons. Lineage: Eukaryota; Metazoa; Arthropoda; Malacostraca; Decapoda; Varunidae. The coding region runs from base 80 to 3796 and encodes 1238 amino acids.
AUAUUUAACAAGGAACAGCGGACUAACAGACAGAGAGCCCAGGGAAUCGCGACCCUCAGCACCGCUCCACCGAUCAGCGAUGAGCAAGCUUGUCUCUGUGGUGGUGGCGGCCUUGGCGGCCCUGGUGGCUCUAUCUGUUUCUCGUGCCCAGGACACUCGCAACUUACCUUCAUGCAGGGAACUCGGCGGACGGUGUAUCGUGAGCAGCACACAGUGCAAGGAGCUGGAGGGCGCGGCGCCUUGCCCGGACCAAGAGAUCUGCUGCAAGCCGAAUGCCAAAAAUGUAAAGUCAUUUAAAAAGAAAAACAAGGAAAAUCGUUCAAACAGAAAGAUGAAGAAAGAAGUCAAAGAAAAUAAUGAACCACGGAACAAUGAUCCACGGGUGAUGCAGAAGAGGAAGAAGAAUGUAAAGCCAUUUAAAAAGAAAAACAAGGAAAAUCGUUCAGACAGAAAGAUGAAGAAAGAAGUCAAAGAAAAUAAAGAACCACGGAACAAUGAUCCACGGCUGAUACAGAAGAGGAAGAAGAAUGUAAAGCCAUUUAAAAAGAAAAACAAGGAAAAUCGUUCAGACAGAAAGAUGAAGAAAGAAGUCAAAGAAAAUAAUGAACCACGGAACAAUGACCAACGGCUGAUACAGAAGAGGAAGAAGAAUGUAAAGCCAUUUAAAAAGAAAAACAAGGAAAAUCGUUCAAACAGAAAGAUGAAGAAAGAAGUUAAAGAAAAUAAAGAACCACGGAACAAUGAUCCACGGGUGAUGCAGAAGAGGAAGAAGAAUGUAAAGUCAUUUAAAAAGAAAAACAAGGAAGAUCGUUCAAACAGAAAGAUGAAGAAAGAAGUCAAAGAAAAUAAAGAACCACGGAACAAUGACCAACGGCUGAUACAGAAGAGGAAGAAGAAGAAUGGUGAUGUGGAUGACCGCCAAAAGAGAAUAAAAUACAGAGCGAGGACGAGGAAGAAUAACAGAAAGAAGGACGAUGACGAGUCGUUGAAAGAGAGGGGACACUCCGGAAAAUGCAAGAAAUCCCCGAGGUGCAAAGGGAAGUGCAAGCCUGAAGGAAAGCGGUGUAAGGGUGUGCUGACGGACGACUGUGACGGCGACUACUGCAAGUGUUGCAUGAAGAAGGGCGGCGGUGGCGGCGGCGGCGGUGGCGGCGGAGGCGGUGGCGGCGGCGGCGGAGGCGGUGGCGGCGGCGGUGGCGGCGGCGGCGGCGGUGGCGGCGGCGGUGGGCAGUGUGGGGGCAAGUGCAAGAAGGGCACCUGCACCUACAAGGGAGACUGCAAAAAGGGGAAGUGGAAGGAAGGUGGAGGAUGCAAGGGUGACUGGUGUGGAUGCUGCAAACCCAAAUCAAAGUCCAAAAAGUGUAAGUCCAGUUCUAAAUGUGAAGCAAAAGGAGGAGCUUGCAAGUCUAAGUGUAAAAAAAAUGAGAAGUCAAAGAAGCUGUGCAAGAAAGGCUGUCUGUGCUGCAUUAAAAAUAAGAAGAAUAAGAAGAAGUGCAAGACCACCAGCCAUUGUAAGGCAAAGAGAGGACGGUGUACGAAGCCCAAUGGUUGUCAAGGCCACGCUCAAUCCGACGCCUGUGAUGACGACUGCGUUUGUUGCAUUGAAGAUGGCCCUCCAGACAGCUGUCCUCAUGGUGAGCAGUGUUCGAGAAACUCUGGCACGUGCAAGAAGGAGUGUGACCGGUACCGGAAUGAGAGGGAACUGAAGGGGUUGUGCAAUCUUUACUCGUCCACAAGAUCGCUCUCCAGCGACGGGAGCAAGUUCUCAAAUCCUGGUACUGGGAACAAUCCGGCCUGUAAGUGUUGUGCGCCUAAGUGUGAGGACAGUCCCUCUUGCAGCCAGUGGGGAGGAACAUGUGUGAACGGCCACGAAGAGUGCCCCACACAGCACGGCUACGUGAUCGUCGAGGGGUGCAACGGUUACAACUGUGUAUGCUGCAAACCAAAUGGCCCUCCAGACAGCUGUCCUCAUGGUGAGCAGUGUUCGAGAAACUCUGGCACGUGCAAGAAGGAGUGUGACCGGUACCGGAAUGAGAGGGAACUGAAGGGGCUGUGCAAUCUUUACUCGUCCACAAGAUCGCUCUCCAGCGACGGGAGCAAGUUCUCAAAUCCUGGUAUUGGGAACAAUCCGGCCUGUAAGUGUUGUGCGCCCAAGUGUGAGGACAGUCCCUCCUGCAGCCAGUGGGGAGGAACAUGUGUGAACGGCCACGAAGAGUGCCCCACACAGCACGGCUACGUGGUCGUCGAGGGGUGCAACGGUUACAACUGUGUAUGCUGCAAACCAGAUGGCCCUCCAGACAGCUGUCUUCACGGUGAGCAGUGUUCGACAAACUCUGGCACGUGCAAGAAGGAGUGUGAUCGGUACCGGAAUGAGAGGGAACUGAAGGGGCUGUGCAAUCCUUACCCGAGCGACUCCAGCUACGGGAACCAGUUCUCAAAUCCUGGUAUUGGGAACAAUCCGGCCUGUAAGUGUUGUGCGCCCAAGUGUGAGGACAGUCCCUCCUGCAGCCAGCAGGGAGGAACAUGUGUGAACGGCCACGAAGAGUGCCCCACACAGUACGGCUACGUGGUCGUCGAGGGGUGCAACGGUUACAACUGUGUAUGUUGCAAACCAAAUGGCCCUCCAGACAGCUGUCCUCAUGGUGAGCAGUGUUCGAGAAACUCUGGCACGUGCAAGAAGGAGUGUGAUCGGUACCGGAACGAGAGGGAACUGAAGGGGCUGUGCAAUCUUCACUCGAGCGACUCCAGCUACGGGAGCCAGCCUGGUUUUGGGAACGGUCCGGCCUGUAAGUGUUGUGCGCCCAAGUGUGAGGACAGUCCCUCCUGCAUCCAGCGAGGAGGAACAUGUGUGAACGGCCACGAAGAGUGCCCCACACAGUACGGCUACGUGGUCGUCGAGGGGUGCAACGGUUACAACUGUGUAUGCUGCAAACCAAACAACACCCCUCCUACUGGCGGACCGGGGAACACCCCUCCUACUGGCGGACCGGGCAACACCCCUCCUACUGGCGGACCGGGCAACACCCCUCCUACUGGCGGACCGGGCAACACCCCUCCUACUGGCGGACCGGGCAACACCCCUCCUACUGGCGGACCGGGCAACACCCCUCCUACUGGCGGACCGGGCAACACCCCUCCUACUGGGGGACCGGGCAACACCCCUCCUACUGGCGGACCGGGCAACACCCCUCCUACUGGCGGACCGGGCAACACCCCUCCUACUGGCGGACCGGGCAACACCCCUCCUACUGGAGGACCGGGCAACACCCCUCCUACUGGCGGACCGGGCAACACCCCUCCUACUGGCGGACCGGGCAACACCCCUCCUACUGGCGGACCGGGCAACACCCCUCCUACUGGCGGACCGGGCAACACCCCUCCUACUGGCGGACCGGGCAACACCCCUCCUACUGGAGGACCGGGCAACACCCCUCCUACUGGCGGACCGGGCAACACCCCUCCUACUGGCGGACCGGGCAACACCCCUCCUACUGGCGGACCGGGCAACACCCCUCCUACUGGCGGACCGGGCAACACCCCUCCUACUGGCGGACCGGGCAACACCCCUCCUACUGGAGGACCGGACAACACCCCUCCUACUGGCGGACCGGGCAACACCCCUCCUACUGGCGGACCGGGCGACACCCCUCCUACUGGCGGACCGGGCAACACCCCUCCUACUGGCGGACCGGGCAAUACCCCUCCUACUGGCGGACCGGGCAACACCCCUCCUACUGGCGGACCGGGCAACACCCCUCCUACUGGCGGACCGGGCAACACCCCUUCUUCCACAUAAUCUGUUAGCCGUACAUAAUCUACCAGGUACCUGCUGCACAUAAUCUGUUAGCCGCACAUAAUCAACCAGGUACUUGCUGCACAUAAUCUGUUAGCCGUACAUAGUCUACUAGUAACACAUAAUCUAUUAGAUUAUAAGUAUCUUCACAGCAUCUACUACAGUCUGACUCAGCUCUGAAGGCCGUUGGGGGUGAGGCACACGGUGAAUUGCCUCGCCACAGCCCUGGCAAACCUACCCUUAAAGGUGAUAAUAUAGUCUUGAUUUGCCUUUUCUUCUAAAUAUACUUGUUCACAUUGUAAAUUAGUUCUUUCUCUCGACUGUGGAGCACACGAGAGCGUGUCGGAGUAGGUGCCAUCACGGGUGGAUAUGAGGGAGGAAGUAAUGGUGUUCUGUCCUUGACCAAUGACCACAGUCUGCUGACAACGUCGAAGAGCAAAUUUGUCACGUGUUUUGGAAUUUAUUCAAUUCAUUGCUAUUAUCCUAAAACACGACACAUAUAUAACACUGUAUAGCCUUAUUCGAUAUAUACAGAAUAUUCAAUACAAUUUCAAAUAGUACAUAGCUAACAUAAUUAUGAGAGAGUGAUGUCCUGGGGUGAUGCGGCAGCGCUGGGUAGGGGCGCGGGGCCACACCAAAACGGACUUUAUAAUAAUAUUGUGUCAGACUUAAGUGCCAAGGAAUUUACUUUGAGCCUUUCCUUAGGUGAUUCUCUCCCACCCAUCCUAUGACAGACGGAACGUAUCGAAAUAAGCCGAGAAAAGCUGUGACCCCUCCGUGUUAUUCAUCAAAUAGGCUAUUGAUGUUUUGAACCACUGACUGCAGAGAUGAAGCUGUUUGUGAAGCGACUUGUUUUAUGGUUCAGGGAACUCGUCAGGUCAUCUCCACAACCUGCUGUAGGAUUUAUAGACUCACGAAUAUAAUAAUGUCAGCACUGAUGCAUACUAGGAGGGCUUCUUAACACAAUGCUAACAGAAAGCGAGCAUUUUACUAACAAUUAGCUGCAUUGCUUCACGCUCAAGUUCAUCAGCAUUUAAGUUUGACUGAAUGUGAAUCUUCUUUUUGCACACUCGUAUUGAAUACCAGGUUAUCAACAAAAUAUCGGUAUACACUAUACUUUUGUUUCGCUUCACUUGUAUUUGAACUAAAUGUCAUCAACAAA